Messenger RNA from Drosophila mauritiana, 1032 nucleotides. Its product is annotated as extensin. The record is from RefSeq and is a predicted model, not a curated record. Lineage: Eukaryota; Metazoa; Arthropoda; Insecta; Diptera; Drosophilidae. The transcript has a single exon. Bases 1 to 1032 code for a protein of 343 amino acids.
AUGAAGCUGCUUGGAGGUUUUAUAACCUGGGUCUGUCUGGCCGCAGCAGGAUCUAAUUGGCUUACUACGUUUGUCACCGGCUUUCAGGUCCAAGUGCGAAUUCCAAUAUGGGAUGUUGCAGGACUUGUAAGAAGAUUCACAGGUUUCACCACGGACCAUGUCAGUAAUCCGAAAAAGAAAAUUCGACCUGUUCCUGAAGACUAUUGGCCACCGUUAUAUGGAUACUACGAUCCCUUGGCUUAUGCUCCGCCACCAUAUUACCCUUACCCACCUUAUGUGCCACCAACGCAUCCUCCUACAGAACCACCCACACUUCCACCAACGAAGGCACCAACAAAUCCACCAACCAAGCCACCAACCAAGCCACCAACAAAGCCACCAACUAAGCCGCCAACAAAGCCACCAACAAAGCCACCAACAAAGCCACCGACUAAGCCGCCAACAAAGCCACCGACGAAGCCACCAACAAAGCCACCAACAGAACCACCGACAGAACCACCAACAGAACCACCGACAAACCCACCAACAAAUCCAACCACUGAGACAACAACUGAGACCACAACGGCAGCAACAAUGGACUCUACAACCGACGCAACAACAGAUACAACAACAGAUGCAACAACUGAUGGCACUACGGUGGUAACAACAGAUGCAACUACGGUGGUAACAACAGAUGCAACUACGGAGGCGACAACAGACGCAACUACGGACGGAACAACAGAGGCAACAACCGCCAGUGACCUAUGCGUAUUGUUUCCUCAUCUUCCACAAUGUCAAAUAGUCAAAUCAGUACAUCUAGUAAACAAUAAGUACAGUGAUGUGUUAUAUCCGGAAAAGAAGCUAUCGAUCGAGACCAUGCCUCACUCGGUCACCUCUCUGUGCUUCUAUUAUCCGCGCCUCUGUAUGAAGCCCGAAGAAGCUCAAUUCGUAAGAUUGUCGGAUGAAAAUGGAAAACCUUUGCUCCUAAUAAGUCCAGUAGAAGAAAAACCACCAACAAAUAAACUGAGAAAAAACAAGCAAUCAGAUUUGUGA